Sphaeramia orbicularis (orbiculate cardinalfish) is the source of this 1076-nucleotide messenger RNA. Its product is annotated as pituitary tumor-transforming gene 1 protein-interacting protein. NCBI's taxonomy places the organism in Eukaryota, Metazoa, Chordata, Actinopteri, Kurtiformes, Apogonidae. Gene Ontology annotation, cellular component: cytoplasm; nucleus. The coding region runs from base 130 to 678 and encodes 182 amino acids. Gene Ontology annotation, biological process: protein import into nucleus. The transcript is spliced from 7 exons. The record is from RefSeq and is a predicted model, not a curated record.
ACAUCCCGGAAGUGACCGCUGAACGCAAAAUAGAAACAAACAGACUGUCGGAGAAAGACGAGCUCAUCGAGGGAACGGCCUCUGUACUGUGUUCUCUGCUGUUUUUCUUACUUUGUUCUUUUUUUACUGAUGACUACUUGGACCACGAUGAUGAUAAAAGUUCCUUCGUGGGUGUUUGCCGCUGCCUUUGUGCUGCUGGUUAGCUUUGCUAGCCUCGGAGGAAGCCAAACAACAGCCCCUCCACCAUCCCCCUGUUCUUCCUACACAACGUGUGAUACCUGUGUUCCUCAUGCAAAGUGUCUGUGGUGUUUCGCCAACAACAACUGCACAGAUUACCCCGUGACCUGGCUGCUGCCUCCAGCGUCUCUAUGCAAACUGUCCGAGGCCCGAUGGGGAGUGUGCUGGCUGAACUUUGAGGCCCUGAUCAUCACCCUGGGCGUGCUGGGUGGAGUCAUCGUCCUCUCCAUCACCGUGUGCUGCUGCUACUGCUGCUGCUGCAAGAGCGGUCGGUCAAGGCCUGACAGAGAUGAGGAGAGAUAUGCCAGGAGGAGGGAGGAGAUCAAACAACGCGCUGAGGAGCGGAAGACGGAUAGGAAGACGAGGCAUGACGAGAUUCGCAGGAAGUACGGUCUGAUGGCCGACUCCGACCACCCGUACAGCAAGUUCGAGAACGAGUGAAAACAGGAGGAAGAGGCGUCGUUUUCCUUCAGGCGACACGCCCGGCUGCUCGCAUGUCUUCACUUUUAGCUCGGAUCCACGUCCUCGACCGACGACGUCCAGAAUGAUAGAAUCUCCUUUUUAUUUUUCAGACUGUAUGAAGAAGAUCGACCUUUACUUUUGCCUUCUGAUUCUUCAUGUGGAUGCUGUGUUGUGUUGCCGAAAAGAUGUAAAAGCUGUUUUAAACUUCUGCCGGUGUCUUUGGGUUUUGAAUUUGAGCAGUCUCCGUUUUUAAACAUUGUAGUUUCAUAUCAAAUCUUUGCACUUUGUACAUAUGAAAGUUGAUUCAUGAAAUGAAGAACGAUGAUUGUAAUGCAGAUAUAGACUGACACACCAAUAAAAGUCUCUUUUAAGAAUAA